UCUCGCGCUCUCUCUCUCUCUCUCUCUCCCUCUCCAGGCUGCGCCUCAUUGGUGUGUCCUGAUUCUCUUUUUCCAUUAGGCUCCAGGCCCAUUGGUCGCCUGCCUUCCAACCAUUAUCUCCUCUCCUCCACCCCUCUGUCAUCCUUUCUCCCUCUCGCUCUCCCUCCUUCCCUCAUUCCCAGUCAUCUCUCAAGUCGUAAAAAUGAUUUGCAUGCAGGAGGAGAGCAGAACUUUGCAGUGAGCACAGUAAGUGAAUUGGGAGAGAGUAAGGGACAGAAGUAAAGGAAAGACUGAAAAAGGAGAGGAAGCGCAUUCUGGAGAGCAGGAGGAAAAGUUUAAAAAGAAGACUGCAGUUGAAAAUGAGUUUGGAGGAGACGUGGUGAGCCGUUCCUCUCCAGCUGAACGUCAGUAGGUCACGGUGGAAGCAGAGGUCUGGACCAAAGAGCUGUCUCAACCCCAAACCCUUUCAGAUGGAGGUGGAUGCAGACGAUAAGCGCCAUCGAACACGCUCCAAAGUGCCUGUGGAUCCAGCAUUAACAGAGCUUUUCAGUGUGUACGGCUGCCCCCUGGCCAAGAAGAGAAAGAGUCUAGACAGGCAAACCCUGGAAACCUCCCCCAAGAGGAGCACCUACCUAGAUGACAUGGACAACUCCACCAUGGAGGAGUGCUACGAGACAGAUGGGACCGAGGAGAUGGACGACAGGGAGGAAGAGGAGGAGGAGGAAGGGGCGGUAGAGGAGGAGGAGGAGGAAGAGGGAGAGGUGGAGGAGGAGGAAGAAGAGGAGGUGGAAGGCUAUAUGGACUACAACGUAGAGCAAAUGGAGCACGAAGAUGGGGAGGUGGAGAGAGGGGACGGAGAAGGUGAGGAAGAGGAGGAGGAGGAAGAAGAGGAGGUAGAGGUAGAGCAAGAAGAGGAGGAAGAGGGCGAGGAGGAGCGGGUGGAGGAGGCAGAGGAAGAGGAGGAAGCAGUAGAGGAGGUGGACUAUGAAGAGGGAGAGGAGGAGGAAGGAGAGCAGAGUGGUGGCGGCAGUGCCAAAUCCGGCCCGACGACGGAGAAGGACGACAACAACAACGACGAGUACGAGAACUACGAUGAACUCGUGGCCAAGUCCCUUCUCAACCUGGGCAAGAUCGCGGAAGACGCCGCCAACCGAGCCAUGACAGAAUCUGAGAUGAACAGCAACUCCUCUAACAGCGAAGAGGAAGAGGAGGAAGAAGAAGAGGGGGAAGGGGAUGAAACACAGAGGGGUGAUCUGACUUUGGACGUUGACAGUGAUGUGGUUCGGGAGACGGUGGACUCCCUUAAACUUCUGGCACAAGGUCACGGUGCAGUAUUGUCAGACAAUUUAGAUGGACAGGAGUUUGAGGACAGUACAGCCGGGAAUGGGGAUGAAAAUGACUGUACUCACAAUGGGGGAAACGCACAUAAUGGUGGUAAUGGACAAGUUAAUAUCAAUAGUAACGGACAAAUAGAAAACAGCGACGAGGAAGUGUGUCUAAGCAGUCUGGAGUGCCUAAGAAACCAAUGCUUCGAUCUUGCUCGGAAACUAAGCGAAACAAAGUCCACUGACCGAAACGGACCAUCCCAGCAAAAUCAUUUUUCAUGCGGGGAUCCCAAUCAACAGCCCCAGCAUCACAGCUAUGGGGAUUUCCACCAUAGUCAAGAUGACAGACGAACGCUUGAUAGGAACUAUUCCGACAUGGACAACCUCAUGAAGCUUGAGGAGCAGCUGAGCCCACGCUCCAAGGCAUUCUCCAGUUGUGCGCAGGACAACCGAUACCACACCAACCUCCGGGACUUUGAUGAGGACACAGCUUCCGUGACGUCGGACCGGUCAGAAGAAGUGUUUGACAUGACGAAGGGUAACCUGUCCCUGUUGGAGAAGGCCAUUGCACUAGAAUCAGAACGUGCCAAGGCAAUGCGGGAUAAAAUGGCGGCCGAGGCUGCCAGGAGAGACGGGGUGAGGUAUAACCAUGAAGACCAUGGCCCGCGGCAUGGCUACGGUGUUGAGCGUAAAGCCCGGCUUCCUGACGGCAUGAAGAAGCCAUUCUACCAUAAAGAUGCUUCACGUGCAGACAAGAAGGAAAGUCGAUGUCCGACACCAGGCUGUGACGGCACGGGCCACGUUACAGGCCUCUACCCCCACCAUCGGAGUCUGUCCGGCUGUCCGCACAAAGACAGGGUGCCUCCAGAAAUUGUGGCUAUGUAUGAGAAUGUUCUUAAGUGUCCUACGCCUGGCUGCACGGGACGUGGCCAUGUCAAUAGCAACAGAAACUCCCACAGAAGUCUGUCAGGAUGUCCCAUUGCUGCAGCUGAGAAGCUGGCCAAAGCCCAGGAGAAGCACCAGGGCUGCGACGGCCCCAAGUCCAACCAGGCCUCUGACCGAGUCUUAAGGCCUAUGUGCUUUGUCAAACAACUGGACUAUCCACAGUAUGGUUACAAGAACAAUGUUUCCACCAGCACGCCCCGCUCCAACCUGGCCAAGGAGCUGGAGAAGUACUCCAAGACCAGCUUCGACUACAGCGCCUUCGACGGCAGUAACAACCACCAAGUGUAUGGGAAACGGGCCAUCGCACCCAAAGUUCACGGACAAAGAGACACCUCCCCCAAAGGAUAUGACGCCAAACGUUACUGCAAGAACUCCAGCUCGGCCAGCAGCACCACCAGCACCUACGCUCCCAGCAGUAGCAGCAGCAGCCUGAGCUGUGGGGGUGGAGGAGGGGGCGCAGGAGGAGGCAGAGGGGGCGGGGGCAGCAGCGCCAGCAGCACCUGCAGCAAGAGCAGCUUCGACUACAGUCACGACAUGGAGGCCGCCCACAUGGCAGCCACGGCCAUCCUCAACCUGUCCACGCGCUGCCGGGAGAUGCCCCACGGCAUGGGGGGGAAGCCCCAGGACCUGUGCUCGCAGAGCCCCGGUCUAGAUGUUGAUGAGAACGGUACGUUGGACCUGAGUAUGAGCAAGCGUCUGUGCAGUGGUGGCGGAGGGGACUCGGUGCUCACACCUCUAGAGCCCAUGUCCCCCCAGAGGCAAGCUGCCCUGCUGGGCUCCCGCUGCUACGGCAUGGGGGACGCUGCUGACUGCUGGGACCUGCCUGUAGACUACACCAAGAUCAAACACAUAGACGAGGACGAGAAAGAGCCGGAUGAUCUGGACCCCUUCCAUGACCUGCUGGAGGACCGCUCCUACACCACAGAUGUGAACAUGCCCAGCCCCAAACCCAAGUAUGUCCAGUGCAAGGAGAGUAAGAAGGACCUGAUAACUCUCUCAGGUUGUCCUUUAGCUGAUAAAAGCAUUCGAAGUAUGCUGGCCAACAACGCGCAAGAGCUCAAGUGCCCGACACCAGGGUGCGAUGGUUCGGGACAUAUCACUGGCAACUACGCCUCACACAGAAGUCUCUCAGGGUGUCCGCGGGCCAGGAAAAGUGGGAUAAAGAUCAUCCACAGUAAAGAGAACAAGGAGGACCAGGAGCCUAUCAGGUGUCCAGUCCCAGGUUGUGAUGGCCAGGGACACGUGACAGGGAAGUACGCAUCCCACAGAAGUGCAUCGGGAUGCCCCAUAGCAGCCAAGAGACAAAAGGACGGCUACUUAAAUGGCAUCCAGUUCACGUGGAAGUCUGGAAAAACAGAGGGCAUGUCCUGCCCCACGCCAGGCUGCGACGGCUCGGGUCACGUUAGCGGCAGCUUCCUGACACAUCGGAGUUUGUCGGGUUGUCCACGUGCCACCUCCGCCAUGAGGAAAGCCAGGCUCUCCGGGGUGGAAAUGCUAACAAUAAAGCAGCAACGUGCCAGCAACGGACUGGAGCACGAAGAGGAGAUCAAACAGCUGGAUGAAGAAAUCAAAGAUAUAAGUGAAUCAAAUUCACAAGUGGAAGCAGACAUGAUCAAACUCAGAACACAGAUCACAACAAUGGAGUCCAACCUGAAGUCCAUAGAGGAGGAAAACAAGGUGAUUGAACAGCAAAAUGAAUCUCUCCUGCAUGAGCUGGCCAACCUCAGCCAGUCACUGAUUAACAGUUUAGCUAAUGUCCAGCUCCCUCAUAUGAAACCACUGGCACACAAAGAGCCUCCUCUAAGGAAUAACAGCUGCUUACAGAUGCACCAGCAAGAGCCAAUAAGCGAGCAGAACUUUGACGCCUACGUCACCACUCUGACAGACAUGUACACAAACCAAGACCAGUACCAGAGCCCAGAAAACAAAGCCCUGUUGGAAAACAUCAAGCAAGCAGUUCAAGGGAUUCAAGUGUAACCAUUGAGCAAAGGGAGAUUUUUGUUCCCCCAGCAGGUGUGGCUGAUGUAUCAAAUCCACAUACAAACAGGCAGUGAUGGUUCGGUGCAGUAACUUAUAUAGUGUUAUAUAUUCUCAAUUCUGUUCUCUCAAAAAAAGAGGUGUGAUGCGUAGAAAGACCUCGAGAUAAUUUCUUUCUUCGUUUCUUUCUUUUCUUUUCGGGCCUUGCUUUGAGGAAAAACAUAAAAGAGUAAAUGGCAAAAUAGUUUUUGAGGACAUUCACAUUUUGUACGUUUUCAUAUGAGCUGACAUAGUGUCAUGUAAUGUUUCUAGCUGCUCAUGUAUGCACAUUUUUAGUGUAUAUUUCUGAACAGUAAGCUAAUGAUAAUGGAACGUGAGUUCUUUUUAUUGCUUGACAAAAAAGCAUUUUAGAUGAAAAAAAACUGGACAGUGAAAUAAAAAUGAAAAAAACUACAAGCAAGGAGGAAGCUACAUAUUUUUCUCCUCACUGGAUGAUUUUGGACUCAAUGAUUUUAGAUGUUUUUUCUUCUUCUCUUCUUCUUCUUCUUCUUCUUGCGUGUAGAUUGUUCAAGAGCAAGAACUGGUUUGCGGAUCGCUUUAUUUUCUGACAAUGCUUGAGAAACGUUUGUGUUUUGUUUUGAUGGAAAAAAAAGAUGUGUAGCUGUAGGUGGGGGCAUUUUUAAUUGGUGCUGUAAAUGAAUCCGGAGAGGAAACUGACCUGAUGUAUGUAUGAAUGUAUGUAUGAAUAGUUAUAUUGUAAACAUCAUUACACGGAAACCCGAUGGUGGAAAUCCCAUUAUCUAGGAGAGCCAAUUAAUUCCUAGAGGAACACAUCUGUGCGGUGCAUGCAUGUUCACAUGCUCAUCCUUAACUAAUCUCAAAUAGAAACAAUGUGUAAAGACAAUGACCUAUAGAGACCACAUUCUAGCCUUUCUAGUAUCAAAUCUGCGCAAUUCCAAGACUUGUGUUGCUAGGGUCAAGAAAUGUCUCAGCAAUAUAAUAACUAAAUCAUUUGUUUAUAGUCGGUACGGGAUGCAAUCUGCAAAGGAAAAAAAAAAAAGGUUGGGUAUAUGCAAUUUCUUGUUUAUAAGCAUAGCGGGGUGACAUGAAUCUUUUUAAUAUAACCUAUGUAAAAUAUUGAUUUUUAUACAAAUCUUUUAAUACAAAAAGUCUUUUUAAAAAAGAGGAGGGAACCUGGACAUUGAGUUUUAGAAGUGAAAGUAUAUGAGUUCCACUUUUUUUCUGUACAAUUUUGCACAGGGACACCUUCGUUUCCAUGUUUUGAUGUUCUUACAGAAACUAAAAGCAGUACCCGAGAGCCUAAAAGGAGGGUUUCAGAGGGUUUUGUAAAGAGUAUUUAUAGAGUAUGACAGCAGGACUUACAGGGUCACUGUCCCCACUUAUGUGCCAGUAGACUAUUUGCACUUGUCCUUGAAGAUAUUAUCCUUACGUACGGCGGCGUGCAAUUUUCCAGAUGACCUCUUUGGCACACGAUUGGAGCAACCAACUGCUUGGAGCCACUGUAGGCGUGGAUUUAGUACCACUGAGAGUGGAAGAACAGGGACUUGAAAUCAGAGAAGAGGAUGAUUAUAACCAUAGCAGUUAUACUGUAGGCUAUUAUCAAGUGUAAAAACAUUGUUCUUUCAUUUUUUUUGCUAUGUUUUAGGAAGAUGAAGUUAUCCCCCAGCAGCACUUUAUAUCUAAUCACUGUACAAAGGAUUAAAUAGUCAAUCAAUUCAAGGUUUUAAAAAAAGCUGAAGAAAUGGUGAAACGAGACCUUCGAGGGGUGAUACAAUCCAGCGUCGUGCCCGUAUGCCUGACUGUAUGCACCCCUCCAUUCUGUUGUUCUAGUUGUUAGCGAUCAUGUUCAGAAUUGCCUUUUCGAGAGCUAAUGCAAAAGGUGCUUGUCCUUCACCUGAUUGAAUCUCAUCUAUUGUACUUUACUGUCCUCUUUCAGGACUCUACUACCCAUCAUCCAUGACUGCAUACGCCUUUUUCCACAGCAUCGUGUCUGCAGCUUUUUGCCAAUAUAGUAAUGCUUCAGUAGAGUAAUAGCUAGUACCAGUUUUUGAAUUAAUUCUCAUUAUCAGUAAAAAGGGAAAAGGGAUUUUAAAGCACAAACCGGCUGCUCAUCUGAUGUUGGUACAUAAAUAACAAAUCUGAAUAGAGUUAUCUGUGACUAUCUAUAGGGAACACAAAAAGGUCGUCACAUAUUUAGAAAGCUGACUUUUCAUAUAAAUUAUUGUGAAUUCAUCAGAGUUUAUUAUUUUAUUUGAGCCAGUUCAUUUUGAGAUUGUUUUCAGUGACCAUUAACAAAGACAGGAUUUUGUAUAAACUAUUGUGCUCUCUGUGGAACUGAAGUUUGAUUUAUUUUUGUACUACACAGCAUGGAUUUGUUGACAUUUUAAUUUUGCUAUAAAUGUGUGAGAUCACAAGUUGCUGUGAUAUUUCAUUUAUAAAUUGUGAACUUUGUACAAUUUUUGUCAUGCUGGAUGUUGACACAUCUUACUCUGAAUAAAGAAAAAAUGUGUUGCCAGA
Messenger RNA from Epinephelus lanceolatus (giant grouper), 6785 nucleotides. Lineage: Eukaryota; Metazoa; Chordata; Actinopteri; Perciformes; Serranidae. The record is from RefSeq and is a predicted model, not a curated record.